Paralichthys olivaceus (Japanese flounder) is the source of this 2555-nucleotide messenger RNA. NCBI's taxonomy places the organism in Eukaryota, Metazoa, Chordata, Actinopteri, Pleuronectiformes, Paralichthyidae. The record is from RefSeq and is a predicted model, not a curated record.
CAUCGGCUGGGCUCUAUUUUUAACCUCGCUCUGUUCUUAUCCUCCUCCAGGUUCUUACUGCAGAGUCUUGAGGACUUGGACUCCAGCCUUCGUAAGCUCAACUCCCGUCUGUUUGUGAUUCGAGGCCAACCCACUGAUGUCUUUCCCAGACUCUUCAAGGAAUGGAAGAUUUCUCGUCUGUCUUAUGAGUAUGACUCUGAGCCCUUUGGGAAAGAGCGAGAUGCAGCGAUUAAGAAGCUGGCCUCUGAGGCCGGAGUGGAGGUGACAGUUCGUACCUCCCACACACUCUAUGACCUGGACAAGAUCAUAGAGUUGAACGGGGGACAGUCCCCUCUCACCUACAAGCGGUUCCAGACUCUCAUCAGUCGUAUGGAGGCAGUGGAGGUGCCUGCAGAGUCCAUCACCGCUGACAUCAUGGGGAAAUGUGCCACGCCAUUGUCCGACGACCACGAUGACAAGUUCGGAGUCCCCUCCCUGGAGGAGCUUGGUUUCGAUACCGAGGGUCUGUCCUCCGCUGUGUGGCCGGGGGGAGAGACUGAAGCUCUCACACGACUUGAGAGACAUUUGGAGAGGAAGGCGUGGGUCGCCAACUUCGAGCGUCCCAGAAUGAACGCCAACUCGCUGCUCGCCAGCCCGACGGGCCUCAGCCCGUACCUGCGCUUUGGCUGCCUCUCCUGCCGCCUCUUCUACUUCAAACUCACCGACCUCUACAGGAAGGUGAAGAAGAACAGCUCCCCUCCUCUCUCGCUCUACGGUCAGCUGCUGUGGCGCGAGUUCUUCUACACGGCGGCCACCAACAACCCGUGCUUCGACAAGAUGGAGAGCAACCCCAUCUGUGUCCAGAUCCCCUGGGACCGCAACCCAGAGGCGCUGGCCAAGUGGGCGGAGGGACGCACGGGCUUCCCAUGGAUCGACGCCAUCAUGACGCAGCUGAGGCAGGAGGGCUGGAUCCACCACCUGGCCCGGCACGCCGUGGCCUGUUUCCUGACCAGAGGAGACCUGUGGAUCAGCUGGGAGGAGGGCAUGAAGGUGUUUGAGGAGCUGCUGCUGGAUGCGGACUGGAGCGUGAACGCAGGCAGCUGGAUGUGGCUCUCCUGCAGCUCUUUCUUCCAGCAGUUCUUCCACUGCUACUGUCCCGUGGGCUUCGGCCGACGCACCGACCCCAACGGAGACUACAUAAGGCGCUACCUGCCCAUUCUGCGAGGGUUUCCAGCCAAGUAUAUUUAUGAUCCCUGGAACGCUCCGGAGAGUGUACAGAAGGCAGCCAAAUGUGUUAUUGGAGUCCACUACCCAAAGCCCAUGGUGCACCACGCAGAAACCAGCCGUCUCAACAUCGAGCGCAUGAAACAGAUCUACCAGCAGCUCUCCUGUUACAGGGGCCUCGGCCUUUUGGCUACAGUUCCCUCCAACCCCAAUGGUAACGGCAACAACGCCGGCGAAGCAUCCUCAGAUGGGAUGGGAUUUCAUGUUGAGGCUACUCAUGAAGCCGCAGCUCCGUCCAGCUAUCGGAUGCCUGUUCACUCCCAGGGAGACUGGCAAAGUGGCGUCAUGCUUUACCUGCAGGGAGAUCAGCAAACCAGCAUCGGCACACAUCAGCAGGGUUAUGCCGGCACCAGCUCCAGUAUGAUGUGUUACACUCCAGGCACCCAGCAGAUUCCUGCCCCUGUCAUUCAAAAAGGGCUUGAACACCACUCCAUCACUCAGACCAGUGGCAAACGUCACAACGAGGACUCUGGAAAUGGCAAAAGCUCCAAACUCCAGAGGCAGAGCACUCACUAGAGAGACAAACACAGAGUGGACGCUGCAUUUUCGUGAAAGCACUACAACGCUGCAUGAUCUCACCUUCAGGAGCAGCAAACGUCGUUAAAACACAUUCACGAGUCAAAGUGUGUCACGUAAAUGGGACUGUACAUUAUCAUUUGGACUGAGAGGCCUGGCCAGUGUCACUGGAGAGGCUGUUACACUGUGCUCGUCUUUCGGUUAAUAUUGCUGGGACAGACGUCCUUGUGUAUAUAAUGAAUUUGCUAAUUUCAGCUCACAUACAACUUGUACAUAUUUGAAUUUUGUAUGUGUGUUUUCUCUCUUUGUGUAGACCCUCCUUCCCCCCAUAGACCCACUGAUAUAUAUUUUUGAUAUGAGAAAUCAUUGUGGAUGGAUUUUUUUUUUUGGAAGAUUUUCAAUAAAAAUUCAAGCAUUUAUAGAACAUCCAUUCCAAAAAAAACGGUGAUAAAUCUUGUAUCUGUGCUAUGACAGCAGCAUCCCGUCAUUUAAUCAACCUCCCGAUUUUCAAACCAUCCCAUGUAUCUAUCCACAGACAUGUUUCGAUCAUUUCCUCUGUAUCUGAGUUCUAGCUGGUUCAUCUUAACUCCUCACCACUGUAGAGGCGAUAUACAUUAACUAUAAAUGGUAUUUCAAGACAGGAUGAAAGGAACAAGGAGUCUUCAUAUCAUGCCCCCCUCCACCUGUAUAAUUCUCAAUAAAUGUACCACUGGAGAGAACUGCUUCAUUUGCUCCCACCCGGUCCUUCUCAAUCUGCUUGUUUCAUUAAAACUGGU